AGGAGGCCGGAAAAGCUGCAUCAUGAGUGAAUGACGAAAAAACCCUGUUUGAUGUUUGUCCGUGAUUUUCUGUUGAUUCAGGUGAAAGUGCAACGUGAUCAAAGGUGAGUGGCUGAUAAGAGCUGCUCUCUGAUUGGACGGAGCAGAGGAAGAGGAACACCGGAAGAGAAGAGGAGCGGUCGUGAUUCUGAUCCAAACCAGUUGGUGGCGGUAAUGCUUCAAUUCCUAGUUUUCCAAACACCAAUAGACACCGAAGAAGAAGAAGAGGAAGAGGACUUCCGUUAGCUUGACACCGGUCUGAUGCUGUGACGGGCGCCGAGCAGCGGUGUGGAAGCUUCGGGCAGACUUGGCCCCCGACUGUCGGUAAACGUUUUAAAAUGACAGACGGGAGGAUUUAACGGAGACUAACGGACCCUCCGGGCUGAGGAAAGUCUCCACCAUGCUCUCUCGACCUCUAACACAGACUGAGAGCGACAAUAGAGGGCGGGGCCUGUCCGCUGUGACCCCGCCUCCUGUCCUCACAUUGGUGGAACAAACAGCUCACCGGUUGGAGAUGCGGCGUCUCUUACGAGGAGCUCUCGCCUCUCUGGGUCGUCGUCUGGACUCUCUGGAGAGGAGGAGCAGCAGGAGGAAGAGGCAGAAGAAGAGUAUGACGGGAGGAGGAGGAGGAGCCUGGUGUCAUGUUCCAUCUGCCUCUUCCGCCGCCUCCUUCUCUUGCUCCUACUCCUGUAUCUCUGCCGUCCUUCCUCCUGUUUCCUCCUCUUUAUCAUCGUCAGUGACGUCAGAGAGUGAGGAGUCAUCCACGUCUCCUGCUCUGUCCGGUUUUGACCAAUCAGAGCAGAGGAGGGGGGAGAGCAGGGGCCAUGAGGAUGAGGUGAGGAGGAGAAAGCGGAGGAACAAAGAUGAUGUAGAAGAAGAAGAGGAUGCUGGGAGGUUUGUUGGACAGAUGGCGGUCUCCUUCAGAGGAGGAGGAGCAGAGAAAGAGGAAGGGCCAAUCACCCUGCACAACUUCAACCACAAGAAACACAGAGGCGGAGGAACUGGCCAAUCAGAGAAGACCGUCAGUGUCGUCAGUCUAAAUGGUUACAGACCACAGCUGCUACACAGCGUCCUCAGCUCAUCAUCCCAGGAUGACGUCCACCUUCUCCAAUCAGCUCAGAGUCUUCAGACAUGCAGCCAAUCAGAAGCCCUCACUCUCUCACCCAGCCAAUGGUGGUUCUCUGACUUGACCCCUCGCCUCACUUCCAAUCUCAGUGCCUUUGGCCUGUGGCUCCACUCUUCCUCCUCUUCAUUUAACCCCGCCUCCAUGUUACGGUUUUCAGUGGUGACUGUAGAGACGAUAAUGGACUCGGUGAGGGGCGGGACAUGUGGGAAUCCCCCCCGGCCCCUGAAGGACUGGUCGGCUCCGCCCAGUGUGAGCAGCGAUCACUGUUAUGUGCGAACACCAUCACCAAGUCUGACAUUUUCCACCCGGCGACAGCACAAGCAGCGAACCAAUCGAAGCACCCGGAGCCUCCACCUUCCCUGGCGGCGGCCCCUGCCUCUCCCCCCUUGCUCAGCCAAUGGACUGUCUGCUCCUUUUACUGGCAGCCAAUCAGCAGCAAGCUCUGAGUUCCUCAGCUCAAAGGGAGAGCGCGGUAAACGUGUCUCACAGAUUCGAAUCCGCCGGACGUCGCCACGGGAAACACUGCUCACACCGAUGGGACUGCCAAAAGUAAAAAGGUUAAAGAAAAAGGAGUUCAGUCUGGAAGAGAUUUACACCAACAAGAACUACAAAUCCCCCACCACCAACAGGAGUCUGGAGACGAUUUUUGAAGAGCCACGAGAGAAGGAUGGAGCGCUGCUCCUGAUUGGCCAGCAGAGGAGACGCAGGCUGCUUCUCUUCCCUGACUUCACUCAGCCCAGGAAGAGGAAGCGACCCCAAGGGGCGUGGUUUCCAGGUGGCACGUUUCCCAGGAAGCGUGCAGCUGCUCGGCGACAUUGCCAUGGUGAUGGCUGCGGUGACGAUGACAUGGACCUUGAUGUGAUGCUGGUGGAGCGACUGAGCGCGCUCGAAGACUUUCUGACAAAACAGGGCCUGGACGUGUGAACUGUGACAUCACUUCCGGUCUGCUGACUUUGGCCAAACAAACAGCUGCUAGCAUACCUGCUAACUGCCGUGUUACCCUGGUGAUGACAUCAGGAAGGCGGUCUCAUGUUACAGGGUUUUUUCUUUGCUGUGUACUUGAUGUUUGAUUUUUUUUUUACAGUGUAGACUGUUUUAAUGUGAAUAUUUAAUAUUUUUUAUUGUGGUUGACGUUAAGAUACCUGUUCAGAGGCCACACCCCCUGCAGGUAACAGUUCCACCUCAUAACAAAAACAAAACAGACGCUGUCGCACGGUAAAUAUUUUUAAAGUGUAAUAUAUAUUUCUGCUGAAAGUGUUUCUAUUUUUGGAACAAAUAAAGUUUUUUCUGAUCACUUAAUUUUUUAUCAUGUUUUUCUUUUCUUCAAAGUGUCAGAGAUGGAAAUGAAUGUAAAUUAAUAAAAUGAUUAACUCAG
This is a messenger RNA of Hippoglossus stenolepis (Pacific halibut), 2540 nucleotides long. RefSeq lists its product as uncharacterized. The record is from RefSeq and is a predicted model, not a curated record. Bases 440 to 2089 code for a protein of 549 amino acids. NCBI's taxonomy places the organism in Eukaryota, Metazoa, Chordata, Actinopteri, Pleuronectiformes, Pleuronectidae. The transcript has 11 exons.